GACGUCCACCAAUAGAAACCAAGCGGGACCAUUUGAAACGGCGAAGAAGGAGAGAAACGCUCGCGCCAGUCGGCGGUCCUCUCUAAAUGCUAGGUUAGCUAGGUUGGAGUUUAUCCGUCGGUUCUCUGUGACUCUCAAAGAGAAGAAUGGCGGAAGAGUCAGCCGUUAAAGUGUGUGUUCGUGUCCGUCCCCUUAUUGAGAGGGAAGAAAACGCUGCGUUGGAGAACGCAGAGCCCGUACAGCUGUUUUGGAAAGCUGAUAAGAAAUCGAUUCAUCAGAUCGAUGAGGGGAAUUCCACCAAGAGCUUUGUUUUCGACCGUGUUUUCACCGCAGAUGAAACCACCAAUCAGCUCUACCAGGACAUCGCAAAGCCCCUCGUUGUGUCCACCGUCGAGGGAUACAAUGGCACUGUAUUCGCUUACGGACAGACUUCCUCAGGGAAGACUUUCACCAUGAUGGGGAGCGACCGCAAUCACGGAGUAAUCCCUCUGGCCGUGGAGGACGUCUUCCAAACGAUUCAAAAUUGUCCGAAGAAGGAGUUCCUUCUGAGGGUCUCGUACAUGGAAAUUUACAAUGAAACUGUGAGCGAUCUGCUCGUUGACAGCUGGAAGAGAAAACCCCUGGAAGUCAGAGAGACCAUCAAUAAAAACAUCUUUGUGGCCGACCUGACUGAGGAGCUGGUUACGUCUUCUACACAAGCGCUCGCCUGGAUUCGUAAAGGAGAAAAGAACCGCCGCUAUGGGAAGACCAAAAUGAACGAGCGGAGCAGCCGCUCGCACACCAUUUUCAGAAUGAUCCUGGAAAGCAGAGAAAGUAGCGAAAAUGCAGAAGGCGAAAAUGCAGAUGGAGCCAUUAUUGUGUCUCAUUUAAAUUUAGUUGAUCUGGCUGGAUCUGAGAGAACAAGUCAAACAGGAGCUGACGGCACACGCUUCAAAGAAGGUUGCAAUAUCAAUCGCAGCCUGUUCACGCUCAGCCAAGUGAUCAAGAAACUGACCGAUGAAAGUCAGAAGGGCUUCACCAACUACAGAGACAGUAAGCUGACCCGCAUCCUGCAGAACUCCUUGGGUGGAAACGCAAAAACAGUCAUCAUCUGCACCAUCACUCCUGUCGCUCUAGAUGAGACACUCAGCACUCUGCAGUUCGCCAGCACUGCAAAGAAAAUGAAGAACGACCCUCACGUGACAGAGGUGUCUGAUGACGGGGCUCUGCUCAAAAGGUAUCGCAAUGAAAUUGUAGACCUCAAGCGACGGCUUACUGAGGUUUCUUCAGUCACUCAGACCACAGCGACGGAGAAGAAGGUUCUUUCCCAGCUGAUCCAAGAAAAGGAUCAGCUCCAGAGAGAACAACAGGACAGGAUCAGAAAUCUGACCAAACUGCUGGUCACCAGCUCCAACCUGGUUCCUGUUCGAAAGUUGCCAAAACGCAGGGUAACGUGGGGAGGAAAGAUGAUCCGACUUGGCCGACCGUCUGCGUGUGAAGGUCCAUCUGACCUCAGCUUUGCCGAUUCUUUCACUCGGAAGCGAAAGGCAGAAAGCUCCUGUCUGAUGGAUCUGUGUGAAGACGACGAGGACUUUGACUCCCAAUGGGAGAUUCCCGGUGAGCCUUCAGACGACAUGGACAUGAGUCAGAGCUCUGUGACCGUUCGAAGCUUUGGGAACAGCCCCAAAGACUUUGUGUCUCCAGACUAUAUCCACAAGCUUUCAGGGAAAGUGUCCCACCUGGAGCACCAGCUGGAUAUAGAGAGUCUGCACAAAGAGGAGGCCAUGACGAGGGCAGAGGCAUCCGAUGGCCGAGUGGCCGAAAUGGAGCUGCAGCUGCAGACGGAUGCCCAUCAGAAACGGGAGACCCUGGAGAAAAUGCAGAGGGCUGCCGAGCUGGAGCUGCAGCUGCAGACGGAGGCAAAGGAGGCCAAUGAAAAGGUGGAGAUGUUGACAGCCGAGCGAGACUACCUGAAGCAGGAGAUCGGGAUGUUCAUCGAGGAGACGGAGCGCCUGGAGAACGAGAACGCCGUUCUGUCAGAGGAGAUGGCGGAGAAGAAGGAGAUGGACGAGUUCAGAUCUCUGGAGGAGGACUUCAGGAAGGGGCACGAGAAUGACAUGCAAAACGAAAUCUCUGAACUGAAGAGGGCCGUCGAAUCCUCUGAACUCCAAUGUCUGGAGCUCCAGAACAAACUAGAAACUUUGUCUGAGGAGCUGCAGAAGAAAACUGAAUUUGUAAAGGAACUUCAGAGUAUGAGCGGGAAGGACCUGGUGCAGGAGGUGGCGACGCUCCGGCGCUCGUUGAACGACGCCGAGGGGCUCAGCAGAGACACGAAGAAGGAAUGGGCUCACCUGCGCAGCAAAAACAUCGCCGUGGAGGAGAUGAACGUGACUCUGAGCGCCAACUCCAAGAAGAUGGAGGCCGAGGUGAACGGCCUGCGCGGUAAGCUGGAGACGGAGAAGUCGCGAAACAGAGCGCUGCAGAGCGACCUCCAAAAAGAGCUGAACGUGGCGUUCGACGAGAACACCAAGCUCACCGCUCUGCUCGACGGAAAAGUCCCCAAAAAUCUGAUGGACGGCGUGGAGCUGGAGAGAACUGUGGCCCGGCUGAACCGAGAGCUGACGGCGUCUCAUGAGGCAGAAGGAGCCCUUCGAGCUCAGCUGGAGGAGCUCGCCUCAUUCCAGACUCUUCCGGAUAAGGUGGAGGAUCUGACCAAGCAGCUGAAUGAGCUGACCGAGGAGCUUCAGCGUGUGCGCGAUGAGAAGGACGCUCUCCUGUCUGAGCAGAGGAGCUCUGCAGAGGAGGCGGAGCAGCUGCUCUCCACAGUCGCAUCGCUCACUGCAGAGAGAGACCAGCUCACGAGGAACCUUCAGGAGAACGUGGAGAUGGCUGCAGAGACCCAACUUCUACUACAAUCUCUCCAAGAGCAGAGUCGAAAUAACUCUGAUCUGGAGAAACUCUCUGAGCAGAAGGAGUCUGAAUUCGGGGAACAUAUCCUGGGUCUGUCACAGGAGCUUCAGCGUGUGCGCGAUGAGAAGGACGCUCUCCUGUCUGAGCAGAGGAGCUCUGCAGAGGAGGCGGAGCAGCUGCUCUCCACAGUCGCAUCGCUCACUGCAGAGAGAGACCAGCUGCAGACGGACAUGCAGGACAACGUGGACAUGAUGAUUGAGAAUCAGCAAGAGCUGAGGACGGCCCUGGACAAGACUCGAGAGCAGAAGGAGCGGAUCGCACAGCUGGAGACGGCACACACAUCCAAACAGGAGGAUUCACCCAGUGCACAGACGGAGGAGCUGCAAACGCUUAUCCAGAGGCUGACUGAGGAGCUGGAGGGUGUUCGAGCGCAGAGAGACGGUCUGUCGUCUGAGAGGACGGCCGACACUCGGACCUCCAGAGAGGAGACGGAGAGGCUGCAGAGCAGAGUGACGUCUCUCAGCGAGGAGAGAGACCAGCUGCAGGAGACUCUGGAGGCACUGAGGCAGGAGAAGAGGCAGCUCAGAGCGGAGCUGGAGGACCGGAUGGAGACGUUUGCACUCGCCCAAAGUGGGUUUAACCAGCCAGAAAAACUGACCUCAGAACCUCAACCACAUGAUGAGGAUGUAACCCGUCUUCAGCAAGAGAUAAAUGAGCUGCAGGCUACUUUACAGGCCGUCACUGAGCAGAAGAGCCAGCUGGAAGUUGACCUGCAGCGUAACGUGCAGACGGCUGUAGAGACUCAGGUUCUUCAAUCUCUUCAAGCGGAGCUCCAAGAGCAGAAGCAACUUUACUCCGAUCACAUGACGCUCUGUGAGCAGAAGGAAUCUGACUUGGAUCAACAGACCGAGACUCUGACGGAGCAGCUUGAGAGUGCACGAGCAGAGAGGGACGCCCUGUUGGCAAAGGAGAGCGUCUGUCAGGCCUCCAGAGAGGAGACGGAGAGGCUGCAGAGCAGAGUGACGUCUCUCAGCGAGGAGAGAGACCAGCUGCAGGAGACUCUGGAGGCACUGAGGCAGGAGAAGAGGCAGCUCAGAGCGGAGCUGGAGGACCAGAUGGAGACGUUUGCACUCGCCCAAAGUGGGUUUAACCAGCCAGAAAAACUGACCUCAGAACCUCAACCACAUGAUGAGGAUGUAACCCGUCUUCAGCAAGAGAUAAAUGAGCUGCAGGCUACUUUACAGGCCGUCACUGAGCAGAAGAGCCAGCUGGAAGUUGACCUGCAGCGUAACGUGCAGACGGCUGUAGAGACUCAGGUUCUUCAAUCUCUUCAAGCGGAGCUCCAAGAGCAGAAGCAACUUUACUCCGAUCACAUGACGCUCUGUGAGCAGAAGGAAUCUGACUUGGAUCAACAGACCGAGACUCUGACGGAGCAGCUUGAGAGUGCACGAGCAGAGAGGGACGCCCUGUUGGCAAAGGAGAGCGUCUGUCAGGCCUCCAGAGAGGAGACGGAGAGGCUGCAGAGCAGAGUGACGUCUCUCAGCGAGGAGAGAGACCAGCUGCAGGAGACUCUGGAGGCACUGAGGCAGGAGAAGAGGCAGCUCAGAGCGGAGCUGGAGGACCGGAUGGAGACGUUUGCACUCGCCCAAAGUGGGUUUAACCAGCCAGAAAAACUGACCUCAGAACCUCAACCACAUGAUGAGGAUGUAACCCGUCUUCAGCAAGAGAUAAAUGAGCUGCAGGCUACUUUACAGACCGUCACUGAGCAGAAGAGCCAGCUGGAAGUUGACCUGCAGCGUAACGUGCAGACGGCUGUAGAGACUCAGGUUCUUCAAUCUCUUCAAGCGGAGCUCCAAGAGCAGAAGCAACUUUACUCCGAUCACAUGACGCUCUGUGAGCAGAAGGAAUCUGACUUGGAUCAACAGACCGAGACUCUGACGGAGCAGCUUGAGAGUGCACGAGCAGAGAGGGACGCCCUGUUGGCAAAGGAGAGCGUCUGUCAGACCUCCAGAGAGGAGACGGAGAGGCUGCAGAGCAGAGUGACGUCUCUCAGCGAGGAGAGAGACCAGCUGCAGGAGACUCUGGAGGCACUGAGGCAGGAGAAGAGGCAGCUCAGAGCGGAGCUGGAGGACCAGAUGGAGACGUUUGCACUCGCCCAAAGUGGGUUUAACCAGCCAGAAAAACUGACCUCAGAACCUCAACCACAUGAUGAGGAUGUAACCCGUCUUCAGCAAGAGAUAAAUGAGCUGCAGGCUACUUUACAGGCCGUCACUGAGCAGAAGAGCCAGCUGGAAGUUGACCUGCAGCGUAACGUGCAGACGGCUGUAGAGACUCAGGUUCUUCAAUCUCUUCAAGCGGAGCUCCAAGAGCAGAAGCAACUUUACUCCGAUCACAUGACGCUCUGUGAGCAGAAGGAAUCUGACUUGGAUCAACAGACCGAGACUCUGACGGAGCAGCUUGAGAGUGCACGAGCAGAGAGGGACGCCAUGUUGGCAAAGGAGAGCGUCUGUCAGGCCUCCAGAGAGGAGACGGAGAGGCUGCAGAGCAGAGUGACGUCUCUCAGCGAGGAGAGAGACCAGCUGCAGGAGACUCUGGAGGCACUGAGGCAGGAGAAGAGGCAGCUCAGAGCGGAGCUGGAGGACCGGAUGGAGACGGUGCAGACUGAGGUCACACGGCUGAAUGCGUCUCUGCAGACCGUGAGCGAGCAGAGGAGGCGGCUGGAAGAGGAUCUACAGCGCAGCGUGAACACGGCUUCCUCGACGCAAGAGCUCGUGAAGUCACUCGAGGAGGAGCUGUGUGAACAGAAGCAGGAGAACUCUGAUCUGGAGCGACUGCUCCAGGAGAAGGAACGCUCGUUGGAUCGACAGAUGUCGACUCUGACCGAGAAGCUGCAGCUGGUGGAAGCGGAGAGAGACGCUCUGCUCUCCGAGAAGGACGCCGGCUGUCGGGCCUCCAGAGAGGAGACGGAGAGGCUGCAGAGCAGAGUGACGUCUCUCAGCGAGGAGAGAGACCAGCUGCAGGAGACUCUGGAGGCACUGAGGCAGGAGAAGAGGCAGCUCAGAGCGGAGCUGGAGGACCGGAUGGAGACGAUCUCAGUCGUCCAGGAGAAGUUGAGCGAGCAGGAGAGGAACCAACGAGAGAUGCAGCAGACGGUGCAGCAGCUCGAGGAGCAGCUUCGGUUGAACAAGCGGAUACGAAGUCGGGCUCGAGUCGAAGCCGACGCCUCGCAGCAGUUGCUCGGCGACGCGACCGCGACCGUCUCGGCGCUCGGAGAUCAGGCGAGCGGCUCGGAUCCGAGCGCCAGUGGACUCGAGGACACGCCGUCCUCGCGGCUGCAGGACUCUACUAGGCAGCUGCAGGAGUCCUUGAGAAGGUUCCAAACCUUCAUAGACCUUUGUGCCAAGCAGAACGCCAACGUUCUGGUCAACGUGGAGGACGAUCUGAGCUAUCUACCAAAACCCACCUCGGACGCCUUCAGCGCCGUCAGUCAGCUGGAGCGUCAGAUGUCUCAGACUCUGGGAGACUUUACGGAGCGCGUGCAGGCGCGAGCGGAGUGCUACAGGAAUCUGUUCGAGCAGUUGGCGAAGAAAGAUUUGGCCGUUUUUGAGCAGAGUCGUCUGCAGGAUGUGCUGCUGUGCCGAGCGCAGGAGGAGGACCAGGACGUCCACGCGCUGCGGGGCGGCCGGCUGGCGGAGCUGCUGGCCAAGAGGCAGCUCCAACUGCAGAAAAUGUCCAACGUCCUGGAGGCGCUCCGGGCCACCAUGGUUUCCUACGCCGACAAGCUGUCGGCUGAGCUCGGCGUCAAGGAGCGGUUCAAGGAGCGGCUGACGGCCUUCUUCAGCCGGCAGUACAGCGACAGCAAGCUGCUCGGCAUCUUGACCAGCGAGCUGGACCACAGAUCCGCCAUGGCACACACCACGAAGACGACCCUGCAGGCCAUCAUGGACAAACUCAACGGUCCGUGUGAGGAGCUGAAGCAGCUGGAGGCUCAAGCCGACGCUCGGCUCCGAGAGGAGAGCAGCAAGACCUCCUCUCUGCUGCAGGCGCUGGAGGGGGCUCCUCUGAAGACGGACCGCCAGCAACUGGUGCUUCAGCUCCAGCAAACGAAAGAAACCAUCAAAGCUCUGCACGUGCACAUCGAGCAGCUGGAGGAGGCUCGGCUCAAAGCCAGCAGCCGGGUGUCCAACCACAAAGAGGCCACCCAGCUGCUGCAGACGGAGCUGCAGGACAGCCGCGCUCAGGUCCAGGAGAAGGACCACGCAAUCCAAAGCCUCAAGAGCAAACUGCGCCAGUCCGAGAAAAAUGCGUCGCCCAGCGCUGUUGAGCUGGAAAACCUCCGGACUAAACUGUUCAAGGUGGAGCUGCAACUGAGUUCAGCGUCUGAUGAACACAAACGAGACAUCCAGAAGAUGAGCUCACUGCUGAGCGAAAAGGAAGAGUACGUGAGGAAGCUGAAGGAGACUUUGAGGAAAACCCAGCAGGAAGGAGAGGACUCGUUCCUGCAGGGCGAGGACCUCCAUGCCAGACUCACCAACCCCAGAGGCUCGGUGAUCAAGACCAGCAUUCAGCUGGAGAACACCAAACUGGAGGAGGAGGUCAAACGGCUUCAACUUAAAAUCUCCGAGCUGGAAAGCUCGCUGUCCAGCUCGCGGGACGACAUCGGCAAGUGGAAGCGCAAAGCCGUCAUGCUGAGGGUGAAGGGCAAGGCGGAGCUGGACAAGCCGUCGUCGCCCUGCACGCCCACCAAGAGGGGCCUCUCCGUGACCUCGGACGCCUCCAACUUCUUCGGCUCGCCCAAGAAGUUGGCGGUCGCUCCCAGGAAGGUCCCGGACUCUCCGACCGUCUCGCUGCCGGACUCCCCCAAGAGCAGAUUCUCCGACCUGCUGUCCAGAAGCUACCCCAAGCAGUUCUUUGACAACUCCAACCUGGGACUGGUUCCAGAAGCGGCGCCGGCGGAAAGAAAAGAGGAUUGGUGGCCGAUGUCUCCAAAGCAAGAAGAAAUGUGUAAAACGCAGUAACGGGAUCCAUAAUCUGUGCAAUCAUGUUAAAUGUCUUUUAUCUUUUAUUCUAUAAUGUAAUAAAGAAACAUUAAGUCAAGUAA
This is a messenger RNA of Cyclopterus lumpus (lumpfish), 7990 nucleotides long. RefSeq names its product centromere protein E (gene cenpe). Gene Ontology annotation, molecular function: microtubule binding; ATP binding; plus-end-directed microtubule motor activity. The coding region runs from base 147 to 7907 and encodes 2586 amino acids. NCBI's taxonomy places the organism in Eukaryota, Metazoa, Chordata, Actinopteri, Perciformes, Cyclopteridae. Gene Ontology annotation, biological process: microtubule-based movement; mitotic cell cycle. Gene Ontology annotation, cellular component: microtubule. The transcript is spliced from 58 exons. The record is from RefSeq and is a predicted model, not a curated record.